This is a messenger RNA of Truncatella angustata, 1596 nucleotides long. RefSeq names its product FAD dependent oxidoreductase. Gene Ontology annotation, molecular function: oxidoreductase activity. Gene Ontology annotation, cellular component: cytoplasm; late endosome. Gene Ontology annotation, biological process: retrograde transport, endosome to Golgi. The coding region runs from base 285 to 1523 and encodes 412 amino acids. The record is from RefSeq and is a predicted model, not a curated record. Lineage: Eukaryota; Fungi; Ascomycota; Sordariomycetes; Amphisphaeriales; Sporocadaceae. The transcript is spliced from 2 exons.
CAUUACCUAUGGCGUAAUGAGUUUUGACAGACGACCACCUUUGACAUAACUGUGUCAAACAUCAAUUCUAUCGCAGUUAUAUCAUAAUUAUAUCAAGGUCAUAUGAUGGAGUUAUAUGUCGAUAUACUGAGCUGUAUUGCUAGUGUGCAGCAUUGUUUCUUCGUCGAUUAAUAAUUAGGUUGUAAUAAGAACGACCUAGGUUAAAAGCCAAGGAUAUCAACGACACUCACCUGGCUCUGGUCAAAGCAUCCUGAGCAACUCUCGAUAUUGGUUGCAGUUAUAACAUGUCCGCGACGGUCGUCCUCGGCUCCGGUAUUAUUGGUGUCUCGACAGCGUAUUAUCUCUCAAAACACCAGCCUCCCUCAUCCAUCCACCUCGUAGAGCCCUCGCCAGAACUCUUCGCGUCCGCCUCAGGGUACGCCGGCGGGUUCCUGGCAAAAGACUGGUUUCAGGCGGCUUCGGCCUCGCUCGGCGCCCUGAGCUUUGAUGAGCACCGCAAACUCGCGGAGAAAGGGGAUGGCGCCAGUAGGUGGGGUUAUACGAAGAGCACUUCGAUCAGUCUAAGUCCAGGGCCAAAAGAUGGCAAUAGGGUUGACGCCUGGUCUCGGGAGGGCACGAGUAGGACCGAGGCGGCUGGUGGUGACAGGAAGGAAUGUGUGGCUCCUCCCUGGUUGCGAAGGGGCGAGGGUGAUACUGUAGACAUGAUUGGUGAGGAGGGUACGGUCGCACAGGUGGAUCCAUUGCGAUUGUCACAGUCUCUCUUAAGUAAGUGCGUAGGAAUCGGUGUACAUCUGCAUCACCCGGCAAGGGCAACGUCCGUUCAGACAGAUAUGCGAAACGAGGUCUCGAGCAUUCGCAUAGAAGACGCGACGUCAGGCACGGAAACAGAUGUGCCUUGCACCACUAUCAUAAUAACGGCCGGUGCUUGGUCACCACAGGUUUUCAAGACGCUGUUCCCGACGUCUAAUUUGAACAUCCCAUUAUCGAGUUUAGCUGGAUACUCGUUGGUGGUCAAAUCACCACACUGGGUCAAAGAGCACGACGAGCAUGGCUGCCAUGCUAUUUUCAUGGCAAGCCAGUCAGGGUAUUCUCCGGAGGUCUUCUCGAGGAUAGGUGGGCAUAUAUACAUUGCAGGCUUGAACUCUGCUACUGAGCCUCUACCACCAUUGGCAACCGAUUCGAAGGGCAAGAUCUCCAAGUCGGCGAUCGAGCAGCUACUAGCAACAGCGAGAGAAGUGAUAGGCCAGGGAGAAGAAGAGCAUGACCUUGAGAUCGUGAAAGAAGGGCUUUGUUUCAGACCUGUAACGACUAGCGGAUUGCCCAUCAUCGGUAGGAUACCAGAUAAUGCACUGGGUGCGGGAAUGGCCACAAGACCCGGCGCAGAUGGAGGCGUGUAUUUGGCGGCUGGUCACGGGCCGUGGGGUAUAUCUUUGUGCCUAGGCACUGGAAAGGUGUUAGCUGAGAUGGUUCAAGGGAGGUCACUGAGUGCAGAUGUCUCAAGACUAGGAUUGAAUGGAUAUUAAUGGAGUAGUUGUGCACAUUAUACAGGUUGCAGAGUUACCCGAGAGGUGAUUACAUGACCUAAUUUUUACGCUG